UUUUUUUUUGGUUUACUGUUCAUUCUCUCCCAGGAUCAUUCAUCCUCUCUCCCAGCUCUUGGCAAAUUUGGCCCACCUCUCUGGUUUCUCCAUCUCUCUCCACCGCACAACCAGACCUCCCAGCUUUCUUAUACCUCCUCCAAUAGCUCCCCCUCUCUCAACCUCACCCUGCAAGCACUUAGACUACCCUUAACCUCUCCAGUCGAGGCUCUCAAUCUCCAUCUCUUUCUCAACCUCUCUCGGACUCUACCUGAGCACCAUCUCUAAAAAACCAGCUCUCACUCAAAUUCUCUCCCUUUUUCUAGUAUUUCUCGUAGACCACCCGAACACAGCAACACCACCAACGGCAGAGAGUUCCAUCGUCACCUACCACCCGAUCACCAACCACACCAGCAACUCCACCUCUCCUCUCUCGGGUCCCCUUUGCAAGCCCCCAUGGCUGUGACCACCCACCAGCCUCUCCAGAUCUCCAUCUCGCUCGCUCCCUUUUCUCACCCGCUCACUCUCACACCCUGAAAAGAAUCUCCACGAUCCAGCCUCCUUCACCUCUACCGCUCUCCCCUUCUCUGCAACCUCCAUACCUUCACAGAUCCAGCCCCCAUCCUCUUCCUCCAUCAUCAAGCACCACCACUAGAGCCAUUGCCUCUCGCAUAGACCCACAAUAGUAAACUCGCAACCAACUCCCUCACCUCCAUUCCCUUUCUCUCUAUAACAACCAUCUCACAACUCUCCCUCUCUGGUUCGCGGUCUCUCCCAACAGCUCCCCCUCUCCUCUCUUGGGUCCCCUUCGCAAGCCCCAGCCACCAUCCUCAACACCACCACCUGCCAUACCUCCCUGCAAAUCUAGCCACCAACCUCCCUCUCUUCACCACCUCUCGGCUACUCUCCCCCUAGCCAAGCCACACCAUAUCCCACCUACAAGCACCAGCCUUGAAAACACACCUCACCACCUCUCGGUUACUCUCCCCCCAGCCAAGCCACACCAGAUCCCACUUGCAAGCACCAACUGUGAAGAACACCUCACCACCUCUCGGCCACUAGCCUGCUGCAACCCCAACUCUCCACAGAAUCACCGAGCACUUCCACAACAACCAUCCAACUCCCUCUCAAACUCCAGCAACCCGAGCCACCACCACUGGCAUCACCAACUACCACGGCUCCGCCCCCUGUUCCGAGCAUCAACAACUCCGGGUGAUUCUGUUUCUUGUCCGUUAUUCAUGUUGUUUGUUCACACAAAUUUCCCAGAAAUAUAUGAGGUGUUGAUGUUGGGUUGUUGUGCAUUUCCAGAGUUUUAUUUUUGAUUAAGGAUGAAGGGUCUCCUCCGAUCUGUUUCUGCAAUGUAUGAACUCAUCAUGUGGGAAUUAAUCCAAUGGGUGCAAGCUGUUUGAUGAAAUGCUUGCGUGAGAUGUUUAGUUGUGGAGCUUUAGCUUGGCACCAUUUACACACACUAUACACCUACAUACACACGCUUGGACACCUAUACACACACAUUGUUUGAACACUUCCACAUACAUUGCUAACAUGCAUUUACACACACACUACACAUGCUUUCAUACACCUGUGCACAAGAUUCAUACACCACUCUCAUUGGGUUAUGUUGGCAUGGCUGUGAGGUGUUUGUGAAAACGCCAAAGUGAAGACACACACUGUUCACACACCGUUACGCACACCGUUCACACACCACUACACAUUCCAUUCACACACAUUAACACACACUGUUCACACACUUUUUCACACACCCUCACAUGCUAAUUUACUAACUUUAACUAACAUUUUAUUUUUCUUUGCUUGCAUUCAUGCUAACCCUGACUCAUGCAUUUACUAACUCAUGCUAACAUUUAAUUUCCUACACUCUAACAUUUAAAUUCUUGUAUACUAACUUUUAAAUUCCUGUAUACUAACAUUUAAAUUUCUGUAUACUAACAUUUAAAUUCCAGUAUACUAACUUUUAAAUUCCUGUAUACUAACAUUUAAUUUCUUGUAUACUAACCUUUAAUUUCUUGUAUACUAAUAGUUAAUUUCUUGUACUCCAAUGUGCACACUAACACUUGUAUUUUAUUUCAUUUACACACACUUUGCACAUGUCCUUUACACACAUUUUUUGCACACACAUUUGGCACAUGUUAUUUACACACAUUUAUGCACACACAUUUUGCACUUGUUAUUUACACACAUUUAUGCACACACAUUUUGCGCACGUUGUUUACACACGUUUGUGCAGACACAUGUUACACGUGUCGUAUACGUGCACACCUUCAUAUGCACCCACACACACGCAUGCAUGCAUAUGUAUACACUCACCUGCAUAUGCAUACCCAUGCAUGCAUGCAUUCACAUACACCCAUGUCCAUAUGCACGCAUACACACGCAAGCAAUUUCACAGUCACACCCAUUCAUAUACGCUCACAUGCACACGUAUACACAUGCAUGCAUUCAUUCACAUACAUAUACAUUCACGGGCUCAUUCAUGUACACACAUGUCAUUUCACACACACCAUGCAUAUACAUGCCCAUUUGUGUCUUACAUGCAUACACAUAUUCAUGCAUCAGUGUCGUCGAUCGCAUGCAAGCAUGUGCAUGCUCAUACCCAUCCAUGCACACAUACACUUGGGCAUUCCGACACCACCCAUGGCAUCAUUAUUUGGGUUAUUGUCCAUCCAUGCGUGCACGCACACUCAUACACGUGCACUUCAUUCAUGCAUGUAGGCACGUGCGCAUGCUCAUUCUUGCACGUACUCAUUCUUACACGCGCACAUCCUUGCAUGCACACACAUUCAUGCACGUGCUCGUUCAUGCUUGCACGAACAUUCGUGCACAUGCUCAUUCAUGCAUGCAUGCGCAUCCAUGCGCGUGCUCAUCCAUGUGUACACAUGGUCAUGCAUUCAUGCUCACACACAUCUCAUGCAUCACUUGCACAACCUAACAUGCACCUGAACACAUACAACCCACACGUAAGGAAACACGUGUUGAUAUGGUCUCGACCAAGACCUUAAACUGGUUUUCCUCCAAAUUGGUCGACAUUUAACCGGUUCACCACUCCUAGGACCGGUUUACCCUGGUUUUCUCCAUUUUGCUUGUAUACUAUUAUUAUAUCCAGAAAAUUUACAAAAAAAAUCACAAAGUUCUCAAAAAUUCCAAAAUAUUUUCAUACCUUGAUUUCCAUGAUUUUUAUUUUGUGUUAUUUCGAAGUUUGGGAAAAAUCAGAAAAAAAAUGUAUUUCACACUUAGGAAAAAUCACAAAAAAAAAAAAAAAAGAAGAAGCAUUUUUAGGCACAGGAAAUCAUUUUCAUCCCAAACAAACUUCAAAAACCUCAUGGAGUAGUAUUUUCUUACUUAGAAAAACCUAUAGAUUUCAAAACCCCUGAGAGUGUAUUUUGUAUCCUAUUUUUGAUUUUCUUUCCUGAUGAUUGCAACCAAGGGCAUUGACUCUUCCGAGUAUUGGAUUGCCCCGGUUCUGAGGGAAUACUUAUAUAGUAUUUUCAUUUUUUUGAUUUUUGAAAGGGAGCAAUUUCGACAGGCUUAUUAAAUUUAUGCUAGGGAUAAUUUUUGAUUAAUUUGGUACCGUUUGUAAGAACGGACGCGUAAGGGGUGCUAAUACCUUCUUCUCAUGUAACCAUACUCCUGAGCCCGACUCUGGUUGCGCAGACCGAUUCUACCCCUAACGGGGUAGUAAUCAAGUGUUCUAACCAUACUCCAAAAGGUUAGUGGUGACUUCAUACACCAUGUUUUCCACGAAAAAUCACAUUUUCAAAUUCACACAUCCAUUUUUCCUAGUUCGCAGCCGUACCCCCACACAUUUGUGCCAAGAGAGAGUGGUUCUUUCCCUAGGUUCGGGUCUAGGACGUUGCGAUAGUUUAGCGACUCCGCUGGGGACACUUGAGAGUUGAGCUAGUGAUUAGUUGAAGAUUAUCCCGAAAUUCAAAUUUGAUAAGCCUUUGAGAAUACUCCCUUUCGGUUUUUGGAUGACUUGGUUGCAUAUAUCUGGAUAAUUUUGUGUAUCAAAUUAAUCGUAAAUGCUUUGCUUGCUCUGGUACUUGAAUAAGCAUGUGAUUUUUACUGAUUUCUUUAGCUAAGCAUGUGAUUAGUUGUGAAUAUCUUGAAUAAGUAUGAUGCUUUGUUUCCUUUGCUAAUUUGUUAAGCAUGUGUUUAAUUGUGAAUUCUGUGUUCAAAUAAGCAUGCUAAAAAAUGUGGGGAUAGUGGGAUUAGGUCGAGCUUGUAAGUUCACACACUUUCACGAGCCUUCUACCUGGGUUUUACCCUUUAGGAAUAAAAAGGAGCAUAGUACCGUUAGCCCUCAUGGGACAUAGUCGUUGGUGGCGCGUGAACCACUCUGCUCAGUUUGAACUUUGUCUGGACCUCUAUGAGAGAGGAUAGAGUUUCAAGCUGGGGACUUGUUGUUAAUAGGGAUCAGAGCCUACCGACACAUAUUUAUCCAAAAUCCCCCGCUUAGGAUAGAGCCUCAGAGAACCCCGUGUAUAUACCUACCCCGGGGCUGGGACAGAGGCCACAUCCUUCUCCACAUGUUGUAAUCUAUGUCUGUUGUAUAUAUGUCUUGAAAUGCCUUGUGUUGUGUUGUGCAUUAUGCAUUCAUGUUAGGCAUCCAUACCACUUGGCCAAUAUUUUGAAAAAGUCCGAUAGUGAGACCACGACCCAUUUUUCAUGAAAAUAAAACACCUGAUUCAGGCAUUUUUGUUCAAAAAUGGGUUGGUCAGAUUCUUUUCAAAUAACGCGGGGCCAACCUUUUCCUAAAAGUGCAAACAACCCAGCCAGGCCCAAUUUUCAAAACCCUAAAUCUAGAUUUUAAAAUAUGGGCCUCGGUCCUAUUGCCUAAGAGCCUAGGUCAACAUUUUUUCCAAGCCUACCUCUUUUUAAGCAAAUCGGGCCUGACUCCUUUUAAAUAAACCCGGGUACCCUGGUCUUCACUAGGUGAGUGAAUGAUUGAGUAGAGAAUUGAAUACUUGAGAGAUAAAGUCAGCCUUUUUAGGGUCAUUAGAGGAAAGUAAAUCUCCGUUGAGGGUCGUUUCAAUUUUGAAGCCUUUCAUUAGUUGAAAAAGCUUUUUCAGAAUUUUGGCAAAGUGGCUAUUUAGGUUGCAUUACAUUCAUGCAUCAUUCCACGCAUAGCCAUGUAUAAUAGACUCAUUAUUGUGUUGCCAAAACUUUAAGAUAGCCCAAAUUUAAUUCGUGAUAGGUCCCAUGGCAAUGUGCAAAGAAGGGGAGAUUGCGGUCCAGACUUAUUCUGAAGCGCAGCAAAACAGCCAUGGGGAUAGUUUGAAUCAUAGCUCAGAAGGGGAAUUGCCAGCUCGGGGCAAACUGGAUGUUAGAACCAAUGCCCUGAAGGAGAUAAGGAAAAUCUAGAUUGAUUGGACAGUUGAGAGACGACUGCGUUUCUCUAAGUUGUAUGGUCACAUAGGCUUCCUACUACAUAUAACUGUUAAUCAUGAUGUAGUGAAUGUCCUAACAGAGUUUUGGAACCCUCUUUAUCAUUGCUUCACCAUGGAGGGGGUAAACAUGGCCCCUACCAUAGAAGAAUAUGUGUCUCUGCUGAACUUGCCAAAGAACUACAAAGCCUAUGUGCCUAAUCCCACCACCUUAUUCAGAAAGGAGCUAAGUAGGGUAAUUGGUGUUAAGGCUCAAAGAGUGAAUGACAAAGUCGGCAAGGACGUGAAAGCCAUCUCCUGGGAAGUAUUGAAAGCUCUGGUAAAACCAGAAGAAUCAGAAGAAAGUCAUAUGAGCAUACUGGCCCUCGCCAUCUAUGGGUUGUUGAUCUUCCCAAAAGAAAUAGGGGUCAUCGAUCAGGGAGUCGUCUCUUUUGCAGCCUAAGUUCAGAAAUUAGUCAAUCCAGUGCCAGGCAUCUUAGCAGAAACAAUCCGGUCUUUGGAUUAUUGCCGAUCUAAAGGGAAGGGCCAAUUGAAGUGUUGUGUUCCAUUACUCUAUGUAUGGUUCAUGAGUCAUGUGCCGUGCAAGGAGAACCAUUUUGUAUUUGCACUAUGCAGAGAAAUUGAAUAAUAUUUUUCUUCAUUUCAUUUUGUUUUUGUUUUAUUUUUUGCUGUUUCAUCAAUCCCAAACACCGAUGCCGACAAGUGCGCAACAAUGCGGUUGAAAUAUUCUUGAAAUUCCCAACCUCCACCGCCCUGUGCAAGAACACGUCAGCCACUAUAACAUCGCCGGUGGCUCCAACUUCGUCAUGAAGGCCUCAAUGAAGCUCUCAGACUAGGAAAGUUUUUUGAAAGAUUUCAAAUUUCCAAUAGGAGGUUCAAUUUUGAAAACUAAAUUCCCAAAGCAAAAUAAGAUGUCUAGCAGCCAUUAAAAUCCCAAGGUAAAAGAAAAUCUCAGGAAGCCACCAAAUUUGUUUUCCGUUGCUUGUAUUCCAUGUGCUUUGUUUUGAGCUUCAUUUUCAGAAAAUCCCCCGCAAUCACAUAACUUCCAAUGCAAAGGAAAACCUCCGCAACCACCAAAUUCAAUGGGUAGUAGGCAACAUAAAUAACAUUUAUUGAACUAAACAUUUCAACAAACAUGUAGUAGGCAACAUAUAUUAAGACUUUCAAUGGAUUUUUUCUUUCUUAUGAUUUCGUACUCAAAAUGGCGAAAUAAAAUUGAAACAAGAGGGGAAAAGAUGAGGACAGACCCGAGCAAGCUUCUCAUGGGGGAAAAAAAAGAAAAAAUUAACGACUUGCCUAACCUGACUUGCAAGAAAAAUUUUGAAAAUAAAUUUGAGUAGUUCAAUGUUUUUCAUCUACACAUAAACUUGGAAACAGACAUAGAUGAGGAGUACCAAUGGGUCGACUGCCUCUUUGGAUUGGAGAUUGAGCUGCGCUACCACCUCCGCCAAACAUGCGGUUAAGCUCCAUACCCAAGGUUUAGCCGUUGGAGUUGGACCGCGGCGCCGAGAUUGUCGGCUUCGUUGAGGUCUUCAUGAUGAAGAUGGAGCUGCCGACGACGUUAUAGCGGCUGAGGUGUUCUUGCACAUAGUGGUGGAGGUUGGGAAUUGCAUGAAUAUUUCGAUUGCGGUGUUGUGCACUUGUCGACGUCGGUGUUUGAGAUUAACGACGUUGGCUUCACAUGAUUAUCUUUUCAGCAUGAGCCACGUGUCACGCAUCCAGUAGACCAUCAUAGGGCCACGUUGGAAGGACCGGCGCUGGCUAUAAUUUCCCCAUUGAUACAUGCAGCACACUGGUCUAACUUCGGUUAUAUUAUUCACCAAUCAUCUACUUCCAUUAUAUAUGCUAGUGAUUGGACAAACUCGAUCAUGGACGGUGAGGCCUAAGAUGACACGCUCAGUCUUCAUCAAAAUAAUGCUGAUCGGCCUUCUGGAGCCUGUUUUGUACAAUAACUUGAACUAUGUGGGGAUGAUGUACACAUCUGCAUCAUUUGCAGCUGCCAUGUCCAACACUCUUCCUGCCAUAGCCUUUCUAUUGGCUUGCAUCUUUAGGUUUGAGAUGGUGAAAAUUAAGGAUGUCAGAAGCCAAGCUAAGGUCAUUGGAACUUUAGCAACAGUUGCUGGAGCCAUGGUGUUGUCACUGGUGAAGGGUCCAAUUAUUGAGUUGAUUUGGGAAAAAGGGAGAAGAAAUUAUGACAUAAGCGAAGAGGGUGCAACAAGUGCUAGAAAUACAAUUAAGGGUUCCCUGUUGAUAAUAAUUGGAUGCUUCAGCUGGGCUAGUUCCAUCAUUGUGCAGGCAAUCACAUUAAGAACAUACCCUGCUGAGCUCUCCCUCACUGCAUGGAUAUGCUUGGCUAGCACUGUCGAGGGAGCUGCACUGGCACUCAUUAUGGAAAGAGGAAAAGCGACCGUGUGGUCUCUCCACUGGGAUGUUAAAUUACUGGCUGUUCUAUACAAUGGCAUGGUAGGCAUAGGGGUUGCUUAUUACAUACAAGGAUUGAUAGUGAAAGCCAGGGGACCUGUUUUUGUGACUGCUUUUAGUCCUCUCAGCCUGGUCUUUGUUGCCAUUUUGGCCUCCUUCAUUUUGAACGAACAUUUGUACCUUGGAAGAAUCAUUGGUGCCAUCGUCAUCAUCAUCGGCCUAUAUCUCAUCUUGUGGGGUAAAAGCAAGGAUUACGAGUCCUCGUCCCCAUCCACGUCCAACGACCAUCAGACCACAUCUGCUGUGCAACAGGCUGCUGUGAGUGACAACUGCAACCAGACGGCCGGAAUGCCCUAACAGUGGGGUCGUUGGUAGAGGAGAAAAUGUUAAUAUGCUAGCACAAAACCAAGAAAACAGUUGUCAAACAUAUGUAUGUAUAUAAGGGACAAAGCAACCAAAAAAAAAAAAAAGGAAUGAAAUAAAAAGGAAAAGGAGUUAUGGUCUA
Messenger RNA from Malania oleifera, 8304 nucleotides. Its product is annotated as WAT1-related protein At2g37460-like. The coding region runs from base 7161 to 8156 and encodes 331 amino acids. Gene Ontology annotation, molecular function: transmembrane transporter activity. The transcript is spliced from 7 exons. Gene Ontology annotation, cellular component: plasma membrane. NCBI's taxonomy places the organism in Eukaryota, Viridiplantae, Streptophyta, Magnoliopsida, Santalales, Ximeniaceae. The record is from RefSeq and is a predicted model, not a curated record.